This is a messenger RNA of Arabidopsis thaliana (thale cress), 779 nucleotides long. RefSeq names its product nuclear factor Y, subunit C8 (gene NF-YC8). Gene Ontology annotation, molecular function: protein heterodimerization activity. Bases 149 to 712 code for a protein of 187 amino acids. Gene Ontology annotation, cellular component: nucleus. The record is from RefSeq and is marked reviewed. NCBI's taxonomy places the organism in Eukaryota, Viridiplantae, Streptophyta, Magnoliopsida, Brassicales, Brassicaceae. The transcript has a single exon.
CGUUAAGAUUCAUUGUUGUAAAAGUUUACCUGCUUACUAUCCCACCAUAUCUAAUCUAUGCUUAAGCUUUUCCUUUAUAUAUGCAAAUCUUCAAAUAAAAAAAUAACAAGCCUAGAACACUAGAAACUUCAAAAAAGAAAAAAAUCUUAUGGAGAACAACAACGGCAACAACCAGCUGCCACCGAAAGGUAACGAGCAACUGAAGAGUUUCUGGUCAAAAGAGAUGGAAGGUAACUUAGAUUUCAAAAAUCACGACCUUCCUAUAACUCGUAUCAAGAAGAUUAUGAAGUAUGAUCCGGAUGUGACUAUGAUAGCUAGUGAGGCUCCAAUCCUCCUCUCGAAAGCAUGUGAGAUGUUUAUCAUGGAUCUCACGAUGCGUUCGUGGCUCCAUGCUCAGGAAAGCAAACGAGUCACGCUACAGAAAUCUAAUGUCGAUGCCGCAGUGGCUCAAACUGUUAUCUUUGAUUUCUUGCUUGAUGAUGACAUUGAGGUAAAGAGAGAGUCUGUUGCCGCCGCUGCUGAUCCUGUGGCCAUGCCACCUAUUGACGAUGGAGAGCUGCCUCCAGGAAUGGUAAUUGGAACUCCUGUUUGUUGUAGUCUUGGAAUCCACCAACCACAACCACAAAUGCAGGCAUGGCCUGGAGCUUGGACCUCGGUGUCUGGUGAGGAGGAAGAAGCGCGUGGGAAAAAAGGAGGUGACGACGGAAACUAAUAAGUGGAAUACGUUUUAGGGUAUUUUCAAGGGAAUAUGUAGUAAAUAGUCAUGGAUCUAAUUUUUU